This is a messenger RNA of Rodentolepis nana, 447 nucleotides long. NCBI's taxonomy places the organism in Eukaryota, Metazoa, Platyhelminthes, Cestoda, Cyclophyllidea, Hymenolepididae. The record is from the annotation of a GenBank genome assembly.
AUGGUAGCUUAUCAGCGGUUUAGUGAAUUUCGCAUCAAUGUUGGUGCUCGAAACACAAUCGUAUCUAUACUUUCCGGAUUGUUAUUUGCUACUGGAUGGUGGAUAAUGAUAGAUGCCGCUUCCUGCUAUGGAUCAGAAUCGCUUCCUCAUGCGGUCCAUGCAAUUGGAUCCAUCGCUACAGUUGGCUUUAUUCUUCUUAAUAUAAUUCCCCACCAUGCAAUUUCUGGGGAUAUCGAGGACCCGCGGGCAUGUGGUUUCCUGUUCGUUAGCGUUUUGAUCAACUUUGUGACACUGAUCGCAGCCACUUGGGUUAUGUUUGCAUCUUAUGUGACAGGAAAUAUAAAACCAGUUUGGCCCGGUGUUGCUCUCUUCCUGCAAAAUCUCUUCAUUUUUAUUGCUGGCUUCCUAUUCCGGUUUGGUCGCCAUCAUGAUUCGUAUGCCUUUUAA